Messenger RNA from Diaporthe batatas, 1819 nucleotides. Its product is annotated as succinate--CoA ligase (GDP-forming) subunit beta. Gene Ontology annotation, cellular component: mitochondrion; succinate-CoA ligase complex. Gene Ontology annotation, biological process: tricarboxylic acid cycle; succinyl-CoA metabolic process. Lineage: Eukaryota; Fungi; Ascomycota; Sordariomycetes; Diaporthales; Diaporthaceae. The transcript has 4 exons. The record is from RefSeq and is a predicted model, not a curated record. The coding region runs from base 144 to 1484 and encodes 446 amino acids. Gene Ontology annotation, molecular function: succinate-CoA ligase (ADP-forming) activity; ATP binding; metal ion binding.
CUGGACCUCACCUGUGCUGGACUUGGCAGACCUCGCGAUUUUCGACCCUCCUCUUCACACCUCAGCCUUGCAUUGCCCCCCCGACCUUGCCCUGUCCCAUUCGGCAGCCCAUCCGCACAUCCUCACCAGCCGCAGCCGCAACCAUGUUCAGGCUCGCCCGUAGUCGAGCUGUGGCCUCGGCUUUUGCCGCGCCGCCAAAGGUCUCUCCCUCCGUCAGAUUCCCCGGCCUGGCCCAGCAAAAACGGAACCUCUCGAUCCACGAGUACCUGUCUGCCGACCUCCUGCGCCAGUAUGGCAUCGGCGUCCCCAAGGGCGCUGUCGCGAAGACCGCCGCCGAGGCCGAAUCUGUCGCCAAGCAGAUCGGCGGCGAGGACAUGGUCAUCAAGGCCCAGGUCCUCGCCGGUGGCCGUGGAAAGGGCACCUUUGACAACGGCCUCAAGGGUGGCGUCCGUGUCAUCUACUCGCCCACCGAGGCCAAGAUGUUCGCCGAGCAGAUGAUCGGCCACAACCUCAUCACCAAGCAGACCGGUGCCGCCGGCCGGCUCUGCAGCUCCGUCUACAUCUGCGAGCGCAAGUUUGCCCGUCGCGAGUUCUACCUCGCCGUCCUCAUGGACCGUGCCUCCCAGGGCCCCGUCAUCGUCUCGUCCUCCCAGGGCGGCAUGGACAUCGAGGGCGUUGCCAAGGAGAACCCCGAAGCUAUCAACACCAACUACAUUGACAUCAACGUGGGCGUCACCGACGAGGUUGCCACCGAGAUCGCCACCAAGCUCGGUUUCAGCGAGCAGUGCGUCGACGAGGCCAAGGACACCAUCAAGAAGCUGUACCAGAUCUUCCUCGAGAAGGACUCGACCCAGAUCGAGAUCAACCCCCUGUCAGAGACCUCCGACCACAAGGUCAUGUGCAUGGACGCCAAGUUCGGCUUCGACGACAACGCCGACUACAGGCAGAAGGACGUCUUUUCGUGGCGCGACACCACCCAGGAGGACGCCGACGAGGUCCGCGCCGCCGAGUCCGGCCUCAACUUCAUCAAGCUGGACGGUGACAUUGGCUGCCUCGUCAACGGUGCUGGCCUUGCCAUGGCCACCAUGGAUAUCAUCAAGCUGAACGGCGGCCAGCCUGCAAACUUCCUGGACGUUGGUGGUGGUGCGACCCCGGCCGCCAUCAAGGAGGCCUUCGAGCUUAUCACCAGCGACCCCAAGGUAUCUGCCAUCUUCGUCAACAUCUUUGGCGGUAUCGUGCGAUGCGACGCCAUCGCCCACGGUCUCAUCAACACCGUCAAGGCCCUCGACCUCAAGAUCCCCAUCAUUGCCCGUCUGCAGGGCACAAACAUGGAGCAGGCUCACGCUCUGAUCAACGACUCCGGAAUGAAGAUUUUCUCUAUUGAUGACUUGCAGAGCGCCGCCGAGAGGGCCGUGCAGCUCUCCAAGGUCGUGAAGAUGGCUCGUGACAUUGAUGUUGGUGUCGAGUUCACGUUGGGUAUCUAAGGCAUCGUGCCGAGGUGCUUUCUCUGUAUUAUCUCACAUCACGGGCGGUCAUUUCCCUACACAGCUCGCUCAUGGACGCGGAAUGGAUAGAAUUUACAACGCAGCAUCGUCUUUUGUGUGCAUCGCAUCACGUUUGGUGCAAAACUUGUCCGUCAAAUGCCGUUGUUGACAGCGCGUGUUCGCAUGCGAACAUCUUUUCGCCUAUAUUAUUCAAUGUACUUACGGCUACAGUAUUCAUAUUCAUUGCUCCGUCUCAACCAGACCACAUCUACGGGUCAAGGUCGUCGUCCUCACUGGACGAGACUUGUAAAUCAAACGCUAAUGCUGCUGCUAAA